AUAAGAUUACUGAACACUAGUCUAUCAACAAGUAAACAACUCAUCAAACUUUGGAUAUUUUAAUCUUUACAAAGUUAAAUUAAAUUUAUUUUUACAAAUUACGAAAGUUGGAUUGGGCAGAAGACUUUUACAUACAAGCACUGGUGCAGAAAUAUUUAUAAACAAUCCGAAUAUCCCAUUAAUUGCAAUGUUUAAGAAGUCAAAACCACAGGUGACACCACCACCCGCAGCUCCCACUGUUGAAGAAAUGCUCGCUGAUAUUGACACUUUUGAAAUAUGCCAGCCAGCAGGAAGUACCAACGCUAGCAGCAGUGCAGCUUUUGAGCAUGCACUGCUCACGGAACCCGAGAAUUUGUCCCUUGAAACAUGGUGGCAGGUGUUUGACGAAUAUGACCAAAAAGUCAAGAAACUGGAGACUAUGGAGGGAACUUUGGACGCACAUAAAGAAAAGCUACUAGAAUGUAAAAUAAAACUAGAGAAAAAUGCCAAAGAUCUGCGUGAAGGUAUCAGUAAGCAGCAGACGUUAAUUAAAGAGGUGAUUGAUUGUUAACCAAUAGAAAAAA
This is a messenger RNA of Drosophila innubila, 563 nucleotides long. RefSeq lists its product as uncharacterized. Bases 188 to 550 code for a protein of 120 amino acids. The transcript is spliced from 2 exons. NCBI's taxonomy places the organism in Eukaryota, Metazoa, Arthropoda, Insecta, Diptera, Drosophilidae. The record is from RefSeq and is a predicted model, not a curated record.